UUGAGUUCAGUGUGUUCAAAAAAAUUUGACAAAACUUUGUUUUGGGAUUCCUGUGGAGACUCUGUCCCUCCGUGUUCUAGGUUAAGCCGCUGCUCGCUAUUCCGCGCGAACUUACCAGCUAUAGCAGUUGACCAUUAGCGAAGCACCUUAAUUUCGAAGCACGAAGCCAUGCAACUGCUCCUGAGGCUCUCGGUGCCGAGCCAUGCCGUGUCAGCUUUUCAUUCACAAGUCGGAAUGGAGCGCUGGCAGAACAAACUGGCUGUGGUUACCGGUGCCAGCGGUGGAAUAGGAGCAGCUUGUGCUCGGGCAAUGAUCGGAGCCGGACUGCGGGUAGUGGGCCUGGCACGUCGCGAGGCCAAGAUGAAGGAGCUUAGGGAGAGUCUGCCCUCGCAUCUGCAAGCCAACUUCAUUCCACGGCAAUGCGAUGUCUCCAAGGAGGAGCAGGUUCUCAGCUGCUUCGAGUGGAUCGAACGCGAGCUAGAGGGCGUCGACGUGCUCCUGAACAAUGCCGGCAUUACGCGAGAGACCGAACUGGUCACUCGGGGCAACACCCAGAAACUUAGGGAGGUUCUUGACACCAACGUGAUGGGUGUGAUUUGGUGCACGCGCGAAGCCUUUAAUAGCAUGAAGCGGCGGGGCGGCGAGGGCCAUGUGCUCAUCAUUAACAGCAUCGCCGGACACCAAGUGCUCAACUUCAUCGACGUGCUACCCUCGUUUAAUAUCUAUCCGGCCACCAAGUUCGCCAUCACGGCAAUCACGGAGACCUACCGCCAGGAGUUCCAACUCCACAGUAACCGAAUUCGGGUGACUGGCAUAUGUCCCGGGGCGGUGAACACAAAAAUCUUCCCGGAGGAGAUCCAUUUCUACGUGAAGGACAUGGCCAGGCUGGAGCCAGCGAACAUUGCGGACGCUGUGAUGUACGCUCUUCGAACCCCACCUCAUGUGCAGGUUCACGAAAUUACAAUCAAGCCCAUGGGCGAAAUCUUUUAAAAUUCAAACUGUACUAAACUUAUUUCUGUCAAGUAAACACUAGUCAACAAUGGGAUACAAUAUUCCAAAAUUU
This is a messenger RNA of Drosophila rhopaloa, 1063 nucleotides long. RefSeq names its product farnesol dehydrogenase. The coding region runs from base 169 to 990 and encodes 273 amino acids. NCBI's taxonomy places the organism in Eukaryota, Metazoa, Arthropoda, Insecta, Diptera, Drosophilidae. The record is from RefSeq and is a predicted model, not a curated record. Gene Ontology annotation, molecular function: oxidoreductase activity. The transcript has 2 exons.